AUGGGUGGUGAACGACGAUGUCCAGCUGUACAGUUGACUGAAGAUCAAAUUGAAGAACUGAGAAUGGGAUCUACGAAAUGUGACAGACAUGAGUUCAAUGAUACUAAAGGAAUGCAAAGAUAUACGGAGGAUUCUUUGCGACGAUUGGCUGCCUCAGCACAAAGUAUUUACGAACAAAUUACUGAGACUGGGAGCUCGGGUAAUUAUUGUCCAUUUGACACUGAAAUCCAUGAAGUAUGCAGGAGUGAUCCGCCCAUGGGGACUACUCGACCGGAAGUUCCAUAUCCGCAGAAGAUAAUCGGAGAGUCCACUGUUCUGCUGGUGGCCGAAGACAGCGCAAAACUACAAGGGGAUUACAAGAAUUUGUUGCUGCCUAAUAAACUGUACUCAUCAAUGUGCAUGUCGCAGAGUUUUGUUGAGAGCUGGAAUAAGUAUGCACAGAUUGCGUAUCACUAUUUUGUUGGACAGAAACCGGAUUCCAGUUAUGCUAGGGUGUUUCCAGAUGUUAUAUUUGGACAAGAUACUGAUGCGUGUAAUAAGAGAGAUGAACUCGUCAAAAGAUUGCAAAAAGAGACUGACCUGACCUCAAGAUUGAACUCUAAAAAUGUCAUGAUUGUUCUUCAGUACGAAGAUGAAUCCUCGCUGAGUUUAAUGAAAAACACCAUACACGCCAUCGCUGAUGAUUUAACACCCAUGGAUCAAAUCGGCAUGGUUACCUCUGCUGGCACUCACCAUGACAGCCAGAUGGAGCUUUUCACACGGGAAAACGAGAUGCAGUUUUUGAAUUUUAUUGACGACAUGAUGUACUCUGAACCAAUACGAGAUAUCAGAGAUACAGUGGAGGAAGGAUUCACUGUAUUAAAAGCAAACAAACAUGGCUGCUCAUUUGCCCUCAUUAUUCUUACUGAUACUUUGCUGAAACAAGGUCUCGUACAAACUGUUGAAGAGCAAAACAAAAAUUUUAAUUCCACUGUGUUUGUAUACCUAUAUGGAUAUGCUGCAACUGACAUGUACGCAAGAGAUGUUGCCAUAGAAACAGCUUGUACAAAUGCAGGUGCAUGGGACAUCAUGCCUUCAGAAGUGUUGGCGGCAGACAGGGUGAAGAAUUACCUCAAAUUUCUUCCAACAAAUCUUAACUCGGUCAUUCUGCCAGUCUGGUUUGAGUCACAGUAUGACCUCUUGAUGCCAGAUGUCUCUUCUAAUGCUAUGGUUUCCUGUAUGCCAAUUCUUAGUGGCUCAGCUUUACUGGGGACGCUCUGUGAUUAUAUCGCCAUGGAAACAAUUGAGCAGUUCAGUGACAGCUCAGAGGUGCUUGUGUCAUUACGAAAUAAUACAACUACGUGCAUGAGGGUGUAUUUAACCGAGGAUGAGCUUAAUGAUAUCAGAAGAGUGGGUGCCAAAUGUAAAACUCCAGAACCAAAAGUACUUACAGCUGGUGGUAUUGUUGGUAUCGUGUUCAUGGUUGUGGGAGUUGUUGCAUUGGUAGUGGUUAUUGUUUAUAUCUGUAUCAAAAAACGGACGUAUGACAAAAUAUACUACUUCUUCAAAUCACCACUCAGGAAGGACAGUCCUCAACCAUCAUCAGCCGACCAAUCAGAUCAUCUUCUCUCAUGCUUUGAAAAGGCUACAUCAUGGCAGUACGAGACCGCUCUCUAG
Molecule: messenger RNA, 1656 nt
Organism: Saccoglossus kowalevskii
Lineage: Eukaryota; Metazoa; Hemichordata; Enteropneusta; Harrimaniidae
Cellular component (GO): voltage-gated calcium channel complex
Molecular function (GO): voltage-gated calcium channel activity
Source: RefSeq, a predicted model, not a curated record